Messenger RNA from Eurypyga helias (sunbittern), 1002 nucleotides. RefSeq names its product putative ubiquitin carboxyl-terminal hydrolase 50. Gene Ontology annotation, molecular function: cysteine-type deubiquitinase activity. Lineage: Eukaryota; Metazoa; Chordata; Aves; Eurypygiformes; Eurypygidae. The transcript is spliced from 6 exons. Gene Ontology annotation, biological process: Ras protein signal transduction; endosome organization; protein K48-linked deubiquitination. Bases 1 to 1002 code for a protein of 333 amino acids. The record is from RefSeq and is a predicted model, not a curated record. Gene Ontology annotation, cellular component: midbody; extrinsic component of endosome membrane; dendritic spine.
AUGGGGAAGGCGAGCUGCCAGCACCCCGGGCUCACCGGCCUGUGGAAUGUGGGCAACACGUGCUACAUGAACGCGGCCCUGCAGUGCCUCUGCAGCGUGCCGCCGCUGGUGGAGUAUUUCCUCUCGGGCAAGUACAACGCAGCCCUGCGCAAGGAGAAGAAGGAGGCUGCGACUGCCUUUGGCAGGCUGGUGUCCGACAUGUGGCAUGGCGAGUCCGACUGCGUUUCCCCGGAGGAUUUCCAGACGGCGCUGGGGAAGCGGUACCCGGCGUUCAGCCAGGGGACGCAGCAGGACGCCCAGGAGUUCCUGAUCUGCGUGCUGAACGAGCUCCACGAGGCGCUCCAGACGGUAAGAGCGCGCGGCGGUUCAAGCAAACCAACGGAUGCGAAAGCGAGCGGAGGGGUCAGCGAAACCUCGAUCAUCACGGAGUUAUUCGAGGGAGAACUCUGUUACGACAUCACGUGUCUGAAAUGCAAAACCACCGUGGCCAGACCCGAGCGCUUCACCGUUCUGUCCCUGCCCAUCCCUGCCAAGCGCACGUGCUCCCUGCAGGACUGUCUCAAACGCUUCUUUCAGCAAGACACGCUGACUCGGAACAACCAAAUCCACUGCUCCCGCUGCGGAGCAAAGCGAAAUGCCGCCGUCGAGGCCAUCAUGACCAAGGCACCGCCCAUCCUUGUUUUUCACCUGAAGAGGUUUGAAUGGCAAGGCAAGCACAACAGGAAACUCUCCACUAACGUCUGCUACCCGCUCAGCGACCUGGAUCUGGCGCCCUACGGUUCCCACGGUGCCUGCAAGGACGCGGAGUACAGCCUCUGCGCUGUAGUGAACCACUCUGGACUUCUGGACGAUGGCCACUACACCGCCCUCUGCAAGCACUCGCUCACCCGAAACUGGUACCACUUUGAUGAUGCGCAGGUCACCCAGAUCCCCACUUCCUCGGUGCAGACUGACACGGCCUAUCUCCUGUUCUACACCUCUCAAGGCCGCCAACGAGAGUGA